This is a messenger RNA of Didymella exigua CBS 183.55, 2200 nucleotides long. Its product is annotated as acetyl-CoA synthetase-like protein. Lineage: Eukaryota; Fungi; Ascomycota; Dothideomycetes; Pleosporales; Didymellaceae. The coding region runs from base 221 to 1969 and encodes 582 amino acids. Gene Ontology annotation, molecular function: medium-chain fatty acid-CoA ligase activity. The record is from RefSeq and is a predicted model, not a curated record. The transcript is spliced from 3 exons. Gene Ontology annotation, biological process: fatty acid metabolic process.
GCCGAAGUGUGCCAACAAUUGUCACGACAAUUCAGAUCGACUUCGUUUUACACGUGCGUAGGCAGUCUGGAAAUGCCGAAUUGUGCCAUCGACUGUUACGACUCGGGUCUACGCGUGUUCAUGUGCUGCCUUCUAUGAUUACCGAUCCUCGAUGCUAGAAAUUUGAGAUGGCGCACACUUUGUAGCGUUCGGUGGCCCUGAAGACCACCUGGAAGAUAUCAUGGAGGACCGUUCCUUCAUGGUUCCACCGCAUGCAGGCGGGAAUGUGCUACCUAACACUCCCCUCUUCAGCCGAUUGCUGAGAUACGCUAGCCAUACACCAGCUCGCAUAGCUAUCGAAGAUGUACGGUCCAAGCACCAGAGAACCCACAUUGAGCUGCUCUCCGAUGUGUUGGCGCUACGCGAGGUGGCUGUGAAUGCACUAGACUCGGCGACACUGGGCGCGUUGAGCAGGAGAGAAGAGGUCUAUAUCGCAGUGGUGGCGGCUGGCGGCUACGAGUACACCGUUGCGAUGCUCACGGUGCUCGCCCUCGGUGCAGCAGCCGUGCCAAUAACACCUGCGCUUCCGUUGGACGAGGCAGCGUACUUCAUUGAAAAGUCACGCUCGGCGUUGGUCCUUGUCAGCACAUUGGAUCUCAAGAAAUGUUGUGACCUCGAAAAGAGGAUUGCAUCUACGAGCAACGAGCGCUUCCGGGGUGUGCCAAUCGGCUCGUGCAUCUAUACACCCACGCUGGAUUCAUCGGAGAUCUUGAUCUCUUCAGAUCGUGCACUCGAGGAGAAUGCGCCUGGAGUUGUGAUUUUCACAAGUGGCACCACUGGCCCGCCGAAGGGCGCUGUCAUGCGGAGAUCGUUCGUCUUCGACUGCGCGUUGUCCGUCGCAGACCACUACAGACUCACUGAGGAUGAUGUCAUGCUGCACGUCCUUCCUGUGCAUCAUGCGACUGGCGUGGGGAUCAACUUCUUCCCGUUCCUCAUAUCUGGGAGUCGCAUCGAGUUUCGUAGUGGUGGAUUCGACGAAGUAUGGAUGUGGGAAAGAUGGAAACAAGGUGCGACCAACCCUCGGCGCCGGCUGAGCUUCUUCUCAGGUGUGCCGACCAUCUACAUGCGGAUGCGGCGGCAUUACCAACGCAGCUUGGCUAAGCUGCCAUCGGAGGAGUUAGCAAAGUAUAUCGCUGGGGCUAGACAAUUUCGUGCGUGUCUCUGCGGCACCUCAGCGUUACCUCAGCCAUUGAACGACUUCUGGUCGACACUCAUGCAGAAGAGGAUAGUGCAGAGAUACGGCGCCACUGAAUUUGGUGCAGUCUUCAAGGUCCGCUUGGAUGACAAGAAGGUGCCGGACGGAUCUGUCGGACAAGUUGCGAGUGGGGUCGACAUCAGGCUGUCAGAAGGCGAUGAGGGCGAGGUGCUGGUGAAAAGUCCACACAUGUUUUCCAAAUAUCUCCAAGACCCCGAAGCCACUGCGAAAGCUCACGACGAGGACGGAUAUUUCAGGACAGGGGACAUUGCGCGCAGGGAAGGAACCUACUACUAUAUCGCGGGCCGCGCAUCGCUGGACAUUAUCAAGUCCGGAGGGUACAAGAUCUCCGCCCUGGACAUUGAGCGCGAACUGCUUGGAUUGCCAUACGUGUCGGAAGCCAUGGUGAUUGGCGUCGCUGAUGAAGAGUUCGGCCAACGUGUGGCGGCGUUGUUGUCGUUGCAGGAGGAGGAUCUGACUGACUCGUUUCUCGAAACGUACGGCAAUGCUGACCACAUACUCACGAUCGAGGAUCUGCGCAGAGAUUUGCGUGGGCGUCUGGCGGGAUACAAGCUGCCGACACUGCUUCGGAUUGCACCAGGCGAGCUUCCAAAGACAGCGACCGGCAAGGUUCAGAAGAAGGUUUUGGGGCCGCGAUUCUUCCCUCCUGAUUACGAGACUUGCGCAGAAGUGCAACAGUGGAUGAUACCAAGCGUCCACCUGGCGAAAAUAUAGAUAGUGUUUCCUGCAGUAAGAUCUUGCUAGCGUACUGGCUUUGACAUUGACAAUCUGGAGUGGGAGAUGGAAGCUGGGAGGUGACACAAAUUGCCAAGGUGGCUAGUGCGCGUACGUAGAUGCGCGUUACAGCAACGGCAGGCACCCUUUCAUCGUCCACCUCACCAUGUUCAACUUUCUGUUUACAGUCCUUGCUGUACAAGUUGCAUACUGCAUAGUCGUCAAUAUGCC